Messenger RNA from Chroicocephalus ridibundus (black-headed gull), 557 nucleotides. RefSeq names its product neurogranin (gene NRGN). Bases 166 to 387 code for a protein of 73 amino acids. Lineage: Eukaryota; Metazoa; Chordata; Aves; Charadriiformes; Laridae. The record is from RefSeq and is a predicted model, not a curated record. Gene Ontology annotation, molecular function: protein binding. The transcript is spliced from 3 exons.
AAAAGGCUGGCAGGGGUGUAGGGCUGAUAGGCUCGCCCGGAGGAAAGCGCAUUACGUAGGCAAGCGGCUCCGCUCAACUUGCCACCUGCGCCGGGAGAGUCGCCGGGGAAGCGAGACCCUGCCGGAGCCCCUCGCCCAUCGCUGGCCACCCACCCGUCCUCCGCCAUGGACUGCUGCAAUGAGGGAGCCUGCACGAAGCUGGAUGAGGACAUCCUGGACAUCCCCUUGGACGAUCCCGACGCCAACGCGGCGGCCGCCAAGAUCCAGGCUAGUUUCCGCGGCCAUAUGACCCGCAAGAAGAUCAAAGGGGGGGAGAUCGAUCGGAAAACCAAGGACGCCGAGUGCGCCAACAGCACCCGCGGCGGCGACCUCCGCAACGGCGACUAGGGGCCGCCGGCUGCUCCCCGGACCCCCCAUCGCCGCCGAGCCCCCGCCGAGGCCCAGGACCCCCCGCUGCCCCCCGCCACCCCCUGCAUGUGCCCCCCGGGGUCCCCCCUGCCCCCGGCUGCCCCCCCCAGCCCCGGGGUCCCCCCGCCCCAAUAAAGGUCCCUGCCAGA